This is a messenger RNA of Paramisgurnus dabryanus, 1237 nucleotides long. RefSeq lists its product as uncharacterized. Lineage: Eukaryota; Metazoa; Chordata; Actinopteri; Cypriniformes; Cobitidae. The record is from RefSeq and is a predicted model, not a curated record.
GGGUUUUCCUUUAGCGCGUGCUGAGCUGAACGUUCCUUCCUUACUGUACAUCCACACUGCAAUAGUACAGAUAUCGCUGCCAACUUUGUGUGUCUAGUUAAUCUGAAAGCGAAAUAUAGGCUACUACUUUACAAGAGAAUUAAGAAGACAUUAAAGUCGCUUUUACCGUUGUGUUUUAGAGAUAUGUAAGAAGAAGCCGAUUUUCCAAGCUCUUUGUAGCUGAUCCAUUGUGUAAGGAGCGCAGACAAUGGACAAAUGAUAAAACAUGGAAACAAUCGACAGGUGUUGCCUAACUUUUAUUGCGUUCUUGUGCGUCUUUAAAGUCUGUGAACCAUGCCAAUCUGUCGUUGCUAAGCGUAAUCAACUCUUUGUGCCAGAAGGUGGCAGCACUCACAUGAGCUGCGAGGUGGUGCACUGUGGCCUCAGCUGGAAAGGUGGAUGGGUUUUCAAGGACUUUAACAGUACAACGUUUACUCAAAUCUUUCCUUCUUCACGAAUUCAUCCGUCCAAUGACAGCAUGUCGGCAAACAGAACGCGUCUGACGAUCCACAUUCAAAGCAUCAACCAAUCAGAUGCUGGAGCGUACAAAUGCGUGAUAUCCUGGCCACCACAAGAUUUAAGCAGCAGUGGACAUCUGACUUAUAUUAAUGUGACUGCAGCAGCAGGAGUACAUUGGUCUAUAGCAGAGGGGUCCGAGAGAAAGCUCUCACAUAGACUGCUGGUGUGUUUUGGUGCCUUGAUGUGCUUUCCUAUUGUACUGUGUGUGGUUUGGUGUCUGACUCAGGAUCGUCCAUCAGCACCCCCAGUGCCGCCUCAUCCUCGCACUUCCAUCACAGAACGAGUCAAAGCAAAUAAGGAAGUGGUGUAUGCAGAAGUGGCAUUAAAUGAUAGAAGGCCACAGAAACCUUGUCCGAAACAAGAGAUGCAGCCGACCAUCUACUCAUCACUGCAUUUUAAAUGAAAAUUACAAUUAAAAACAUUAAUACAAAACAAUGUAUAAACCAGCGAUCUCUUACAUGCCAAGGUGAAAACCAGAUGAGCCAGACUGAUCUUUUUAAAAUGCUAACAGGUGUGGUGACACUUUCUGACCUUAGCUUUCUCAACAGUGUUAUUUGUAAUAAAUGUGUGCAUUUUGUGAGUAAUACUGUGUGUGUGUGUGUGUGUGUGUGUAAUUGUAAGUAUUUGAUGUCAUAUUGAAACAAAAUGGACAGUUCUUUGACACAAAAUACAUUUUAUU